AACGCACGAACGCGUUCAAGUUCAUACGAGUGUGGUCUCCUGCACCAUUACAGUCAAAUCCCUACAUACGACUCACUGUAACCUCCCGGUUGGAUCACUGUGGAUGAUGGCUACAAAAAGCCCUCUCGCAGAUGCACUCCUUGCGCUGCCGGUUGAAGCAGAAGAUCUGGCGACGCACGGUCCAUAUAGCCAGGAGGUCCAUAGCAGGAUGACCACGGAGAUUUCAAGGCUAGAGCUCAGACUAGAAAAACUGAAGAGGAUGGCCAAUGCGAUUCUUCCCAUGCACACGCUACCCGUCGAGACCCUCGUCGACGUGUUUCGUUUUGCUACCAGUAGCAUGGCGCAAAUCAGUACGGCCCCAUGGAUAUCUCAGACUAUGGGUGUCUGUCGGUAUUGGAGGGACAUCUUAUCCCAAACACCUCUCUUCUGGACCACCGUCGACCUCUCGUGGAACGUGCAUUUUCUCCGGCUCUGUCUCGCACGCUCGGCGAACGCAAACCUGAAGCUCAACCUACUGCACAACCACAUACGGCACAAUAUGCCAUCAGGCCAUACCUCCAUAUUGCAGUUCACCCUGGCCUAUCUCUCAGUCGCUCCCCUCCUUGCGCAAUAUCGAUCGCAGGUCUCUGAUCUCGUUAUUCGGACUUCUAGGCCUGGGCUGACACCAGAUUCCAUAUCGGCGCCCUAUGCGGAAGUGCUCAAGCACAUCAUCUCUGAAUAUUACCCCGUGUUGACUACGAUGUCCGUGGGUGCUCAUUUUAGCGGACUUGCACUAUCUGUGAAUGACACGGCGCCGAACCUCCGACGCAUCGAGUAUAGCGGUCUCGCCCUGUACAUCGCGCAUUUGCCUUGGUCACGUCUGACAUCGAUAUCGCUUUGCGACGUUACCUUCGUCGAUCACCAAGGAUCCAGAGCCCCGGCGCUCGCCGACCUCUUGGACGUACUAGAGCUGUGCACGUCCCUGGAGGAGCUCAAGCUCUACAAAUGGGAGCCUAGUCCUUGGUCAGAGCGGGUAGUCGACCCAGGCACUACCGUGUCUCUGCCACACAUGCAGAGCCUUCGCAUGUCCGGCGGCGCACCUGAUCUCUCUGCGAUCACACAUCAUCUCUCCCUACCACCGAGCGCUCGCCUCGCGCUGCAAGCGCACUCUGUUGACGAGUGUCAUUCGGUGCUGCGUUCAGUCCUACCAUCUAACCCCGAGUCCAUUGCUUGUAUCCGGGAGAUGCGGCACGUACUGCUGUGGUCCACCUCCACUAGGUUCGUUGCCUACGCGGACAUCGAUCGCACGCAAUUCUGGGACUCGCGAUCAUGGAGGGCCGUCGACUUCAACCCCCCUUGGUUCGUCGAGCAACUGCCUCUCAUACCACAGCUCUACAUGUCAUGUCGCAUGAUGCCCGUCCAUCAACAUGCUGAUACCUACCACCACGGCUUCCAGACAGUCAUCGGUGAACUUAGUGAUGGCUUUUUCGACGCAUCGUCUGUUCGGACGCUCGUCUUCUACGGACCCAUGGCGAUCGUCAAUCCACGCGACUGGAUGCAACUCUUGGCUGCCUACCCAAACAUCGAGUGUCUCGAGGUCCUCUCGGACAGGACAGGCAAUGACAUGUGCGAUUUCAUCUUCACUCUCGCGCCAACCCCUGCCGGGGUCCCCUGCCCGCAGUUGCGCGAGCUCUUUGUGCAAUGCGAUCCAUCCGCAGACUUUGCCGACGGGUCCAUGAUGCUGGAUUGUCUCCUCUCGACGCUGCAAGAGCGCGAUGAGGGAGGUACUCGUUUGAAGACUCUUGGUCUCAACCUCGUAGUCCGCCCAGACAUUGAUGCCGAGAACGACCCAAUCCUCGCGCGCUGGGUUGAAGAUGCCACUGGCACUACCUCCCAUCAGCUCCCUGACGAACACGAUGCCAUCCAGAGAGGCCUACAGUCUCUGGUAGACUCGUUCACCGUACACAUCAGCCGAGCACAGAGGGUGGUGGUGGACUCAGACGAUGAACAGGAUUGAAGGGGGGCAGGCUUGCAACUUUCUUGUGAUCGAUUCGGACCCUCGAC
Fomitopsis serialis is the source of this 2043-nucleotide messenger RNA. RefSeq lists its product as uncharacterized. The transcript is spliced from 2 exons. Lineage: Eukaryota; Fungi; Basidiomycota; Agaricomycetes; Polyporales; Fomitopsidaceae. The coding region runs from base 104 to 1996 and encodes 630 amino acids. The record is from RefSeq and is a predicted model, not a curated record.